AUGGUUGACAAUAUCGGACUACGGGAGCUCGGAAAGCAGGAGAGGCAGCUGAAAAAUUCCAUCAAAGCCAUUGCAAAGUUUGUCAGUGAGUUCCAGAGGUCAACUCAGGAAAAUCAAAUCGACGUGAGGUUGGAAACGUUGGAGAAUGCCAUGAAAAGCUUCUAUAGUGUUCGUCGUAAGAUCGAAAUGGCAAUCGAUGAAACUGACGCAGAAGAAGAUGUGAAAGAAACCACAGAGGAGCGGAAGAAGCGUUUGGACAAAUUGGCAAUAAUACGCGUAGAUCAGUAUGAAGCAAUCAUCCGGGAAGUGGAAGAGCAGUAUUUCGCUACUAAAGCCGACUUGAUAUCUCUGAGAGCACUGAAGGUGGAAUCAAAAUUAGCUACAACAACUUCUAUUGCGGCAGGGCAUGGGAUGUCACGAGUGAAGCUGCCAGACAUCAAACUGCCUUCCUUCAGUGGCAAGAUAAAAGAGUGGGUGACUUUUAGAGACACGUUUCGCAGCUUAAUCCACAAUAAUGUUCAGCUUACAGCCAUUGAUAAAUUCACCUAUUUGCGGUCAUCUGUCUUCGGUGAUGCACUGCAAGAGGUUAGUUCGGUAGAUCUUUCCGGUGAUAACUAUGAGGUAGCAUGGAAGGCUCUAGAGAAAAAAUAUGAAAAUAAGAAGCUCAUUGUCAAAGCACAUUUGGACGCUAUCUUUGCAGUGGAGCCUGUAAGGCGAGAAAAUUUCGAAGCAUUGAAUCAUCUGAUCAAUGAAUUCGACAGGAAUCUACAAAUGUUGAAUAAGAUCGGAGAAAACACAGCGAAUUGGUCAACGAUUCUCGCGCAUUCGCUAUGCUCUCGUCUGGAUGUGACCACUCUUCGACUGUGGGAAUCGCACCACAAUUCCAAGGACGUGCCUAGGUAUGACGAGCUAAUUGAGUUCCUUAGAGACCAUUGCCUUGUGCUGCAGUCUAUAGCGCCAAGUAAAUCGACUGAUUCCACUCAGAGACGAGAAAGGUCCACAGUUGUACACACAUCCUCGGAGUCGUCAAGAAAGUGUUUGUUUUGUGCGGAACCGUAUCAUCUUCCGUUCAAGUGUUACAAAUUCAAAGGCCUGUCAGUCGCUCAGCGUGUGGAAGAGACCAAUCGGAAGCGCUUGUGUCGCAAUUGCUUGUCUGCGGGACAUUAUGCUGAAGGAUGCUCCAGAGGUUCCUGUACAAAGUGCAGCAGAAAGCAUCACACUAUGCUGCAUUUUGAGAACGCACCAUCGAGUUUCCGUGCGUCUAAAACAUCCGUUCCACAAACGCAAGAUCAAACUCAGGUAGCAGGACAGUCACAGCCACACUUAAGCCAAGCUACAUCAAAAAGUCAAACACAAACACCCAUUCAACCAGCCACACAAACCACAAACUCCUAUCCCGUGAUCCAAGCAAGCUCUCAGCACAUUCCCCCACACCCCACCACAAAUUUACACGCCACUGUUACACUAAAAGCUGUAAAGCAAUCAGAAACCAUGCAAUCUUCCCCUCGACAAGUGCUAAUGUCAACCGCAAUAGUUCGAGUACAAGACCGAUUCGGCAAUAUUUCCUUUGCUCGUACACUCUUGGACUCCUGUUCGGAAUUCUGCUACGUUACGUCAACCUUCUCGAAGAAGCUCAAGCUUCGGGAAACGCCAGUGUACCUGAAGGUACAAGGAAUCGGGUGCGGUAGUGUCACAUCGACAAGGUUGGUGGCAGCAAGAAUCCAGCCAAGAGUUCCAGCAAUCUCAGCGUUCGAAGAAGAUAUGCAGUUCUACGUUUUGCCGAAGAUCACCCGUGCGUUGCCGAUUAGUCCAGUGAAAGUGAGCCGAUUGAAGAUCCCAACCGACAUUGUGCUAGCAGACCCUAGUUUCGGCGAACCUGGCCCCAUCGAUAUGAUUAUCGGAGCCGAGUUCUAUCUGGACCUUCUUGCUGCGGGAAGUAUGAAGCUCUCUGACGAUGGUCCAACCCUACAAGAAACAGUCUUUGGCUGGAUCGUGUCCGGCCGUACAUCUCCAAUUCCUGAGAAUAUCCCAGAAACAUCAACAUUCGUUAGUACAAUGGUAGAUCUACAAGAACUUCUAGCGAGAUUCUGGGAACUAGAGACAUGUCACGUCAACAGCACAUUGUCCAUUGAGGAAACAGCGUGUGAAGAAUUCUUCAACAAAACGACGUCUAGAAAUAAAGACGGUAGAUUUGUGGUAGCAUUGCCUAGGAAGGAACACAUCAUGGAGAAACUGGGAGACCCCAAAAAAUUGCCCUCAAACGGUUCUUGA
Armigeres subalbatus is the source of this 2271-nucleotide messenger RNA. RefSeq lists its product as uncharacterized. NCBI's taxonomy places the organism in Eukaryota, Metazoa, Arthropoda, Insecta, Diptera, Culicidae. The coding region runs from base 1 to 2271 and encodes 756 amino acids. The record is from RefSeq and is a predicted model, not a curated record. The transcript has a single exon.